Phytophthora sojae is the source of this 294-nucleotide messenger RNA. RefSeq lists its product as hypothetical. The transcript is spliced from 2 exons. The record is from RefSeq and is a predicted model, not a curated record. The coding region runs from base 1 to 294 and encodes 97 amino acids. Lineage: Eukaryota; Oomycota; Peronosporomycetes; Peronosporales; Peronosporaceae.
AUGUUAUUGGCACCAAUCACAGCGAACAAGUCGCUCUUAAUCAAGUUGAUAUCGUAUCGACCAGAAUUGAAGCCAAAUACUGCGUUAAUGAUCUUUCGUAACAGAGACUCAUACUUGGAGACAUUGUACUGUCGAAUCUUUAAGGAUACAUCGCCAAUAUAUUUGAACAUAUCAGUAAGCAAUGCUUUUGGAUCAUCAUUUACAAAGCAACGUACCUCAUCAGUUAAACUAUCGGCUAUUGAUACUGACACAGGAAUAUGCUCGUUAGUAAAGACAGUAUUCUCCCCGUGUUGA